Molecule: messenger RNA, 2556 nt
Organism: Rana temporaria (common frog)
Lineage: Eukaryota; Metazoa; Chordata; Amphibia; Anura; Ranidae
Gene: WDR18
Product: WD repeat domain 18
Exons: 10
Coding region: 122-1408 (428 amino acids)
Biological process (GO): DNA-templated DNA replication; rRNA processing
Cellular component (GO): nuclear pre-replicative complex
Molecular function (GO): protein binding
Source: RefSeq, a predicted model, not a curated record
GCGCAUGCGCAGGAGACUCUGUUGGAGAAUCUGAUGCGUUGGAAAAUAUGACAGAACAGCAGAAUAGCGGGUGUCCGCUUCUCUGCAGAACAGAGCACGUGAUCUAGGAGCCCGGGCAAACAUGGCGGCGCCCUUAGAGCUGGUGCUGAGCACCGAUGCAGCCGGCCAGGUGGCCAAUUGUUCAGUAUGGGAUCCUCAGACAGGCGCCGUACUGCUCACCUACCGGGGAGGGAACAGUACACCCCACGCUCUGGAGCUGCUCGGCGGACAAUACCUCCUCGGAGGACAGAUGGGGAAAAACUACAUCAACGUGUGGGAGCUGCAGAGAAAGGACCAGCUACAACAGAAGAUAGUGUGCCCGGGGCCAGUCACCUGUCUAGCUGCCUCUCCUAGUGGACUGUACUUGGUGGCCGGGAUUGGAGAGAGUAUCUACUUGUGGGAGGUUUGUACAGGAAAUCUCCUUGCCAUUCUCAACAGUCACUACCAGGAUCUGACCUGUCUCACGUUCACAGAUGACAGCAGCCAUUUUGUGUCUGGUGCAAAGGAUAGCCUGGUCCUGGUCUGGAACCUUUUCACUGUAUUGCAGGCUGAAGGGUCUCGAGGGCCUGAACCAAGACAUAUGUGGACCCAACACACACUGCCCAUCACAGAUGUACAGUGUGGUUCUGGAGGCCCUCAAGCUCGGGCGGUAACUUCGUCUUUGGACCAGACUGUUAAGUUGUGGGACAUUGCCUCUGGGGAACUUUUGAUGUCUGUCCUCUUUGAUGUCAGAAUCAUGUCAGUAACAUUUGACCCAGCUGAAUAUCACUUAUUUUGUGGUGGUAGUGAUGGCUCGAUAUUCCAGGUGGAUCUUUGUGCAUGGCCAGUGCAGCGGGAGAAGACCUUCAAUGCCGAGCAAGAAAAGGUGUUUAGAGGACACAGGGACCAAAUAACUUGUCUUUCUGUUUCUCUGGAUGGGAGUAUGCUGGUAUCAGGAUCUCAUGAUGAAACGGUCUGUGUUUGGGACGUACAAAGCAAGCAGUGUCUGCGUACAGUCAACCACAGAGGUCCAGUAACAAAUGCCUUUAUCAUACCUGCACCUGGCAACAUGCUUCGAGCAGACAGUAAGCCUAACUUUCCCCUGCCUCGAUUCAGCAAACAUUUUCAGGGUGCUGAGGGCUCUGACGGCCCAGAGAGUGAUGGAAUUAUUCUUCGACUUGGAAAAUAUCAACAUGGAUCAGAAGACACUUACCAGCAGAGGGCAGAUCAUCUUCACCAACUCCUUGGUGAAAGUGAAGGAAAGAAUCUUUCAGGUCUUGUUGAGCAACUUCGAGCGCGGACAGCAGAACUGGACGAGGAGCUGGGUAUGGUGCGAAAGAUAAACAAAGAUCUCUUUGACUUUUCAGCUAGCAUUCUCACCAAACCAUGAAGCUUGGAAAAGAUGCACUAAAAUGUAUAGUUUUUUUUUUUUUUUAUGGAUGUUCUGCAGCUUUAGACUAGCUGUACAAAGUGGUUCUGUGAUCAGAGGUGCACGAUUAUCUGUUUUAAAUGAGAUAAAAUAGAUAAUGGGGCAAAAAGUCAAAUUGGCAAUUUUGUUUUUGUUUUAGGCAGCUUGUUUAUCCAUCACAGGUAUCCUCAGCAAUGAUCUAAAUGUAUCAAUUGAUCGUGUUUAUUUAAUAAAAAAGAGCAAUAUACAGAAACCAAGAGCAACUAAUAAGGGCUUGUUCACAGCACCCGAUUGGGCAGGCACGCUAAACACAUCAUGGUGUGUUUCAAUGCUAUUCAUUUUAAAUGGCACCCCAGUGCAUCUGCAGAGCACACCCAUGCGUUAAAGUGCAUUCUGGGGAAAAAAACACAAGCAUAAUUAUGUGAGUUGCAGCACAUGCCACCCAAGCAAAAUCAGGUGUGAGCAGGUCAAAAGAACUCCUCGUUUGCUGAUCUGACUAUAACAGAAUUAUGCCCCGGUACGCACUGCCACGACUUUAAAGUCAUACGACUUUGAAGCCGAAUCCCAGCGUGACUUUGGCAUGACACGCAUGUAACUUCUUUAACAGAAAUCGAUGCAAGUCGUACCGAAGACAGACCAAAAGUAGUGCAGGAGCCUUUUUCUAAGUCGGAGUGACUCAAGUCGCACAGCUAAGAGCAGUUCCAUUUCACUGAAUGGGGUGCGACUUCUGAUGCGAUAAGUUCUGCAGAGUCGGAGAGCAUGUUACAUCAGUGUGAACUGGGCCUGAAACAUGUUUGGUUCCCAGUAGUCAAUGCUCAUUGGAUACUAUUGUUGCUCUUUACACUGCCUGACUAAACAAGCGUUUGUAGCAUAGUGUACUCUGUUGGUUUUACGUUAAUUUGUAUCCUUGGUAAAAGGCAUUGAGCAAUGGAUGUGCUGCACAUGUGUGGUAUAUUUUAGCACAUUAUUAAAAAUUAUGCCUUCUUCCUCAUGAUAGACACCCUUUGGAUGUACAGCAUAGAAUACUUUAGGAAACGGUCUUUUGCAAUUUAACCAAUAGAAGUAUAAAUUGUGUACACAAUAACAUCUGUUUUCUAUCAUUUUGUAAUAAAGAAUUUUGUUUUUUUAAA